GCAAAGGCCCCCGUAGCAUCCCAAACCGCUGCAGAUACGACGCAAUCCUCGGAGCACCCUCACCACGGCCUCCUCCAUAGGUACUGAGCGUACCUACUCCACAAUCAUGCCAUCCCCACCACCCUCACCCCACACCAACCACACACCCGCCCCCACCGACCCGCCCACCCCCAACGACUCAGUCCACGGCGACGAAGCGCCUCGAGGCCGUCUCAAGCGCCGCCGCCUCUCCUCGCACACGCCGCCUCGCGCCGCCUCCCCCUCGCGCGGCCACGACCGCGACUCGGGCAGCCGCCACAGACACCAUUACCGGAAGCACAAGCGCGCGUCGUCGUCGUCGUCGGCCUUGAUCGAGACGCCGCCGGCCGCGAAGAAGAACCGGCGGCGCAGCGACGCGGAGCCGGACCACACGUUCCGCGGGCGCGUGCGGAACCGCUCGGAGAGUCGGAGUCGGAGUCCGAUUUUGGAGGGGGAGGAGGACCGGGAGAGAGAGAGGGCGAGAGGAGUCAGGAAGAGGAGUCAGCCGCCGAGUCGGGGAAGGGAGGGCGGAGGAGAGGACGUGGAUAAUGCGAUUAGGAGAAUGAGGAGUUACCCGAAUCUGUAUCGGCAGGGGGCCGAGAAGGAGAAGGGCGGAGGAGUGGAGCAGGGGAUGAGAGCUGCUGUGCUGGAGGGGUAGAAGAUUGGGACGGGCUGCCUUCGGUCUUUGGGAUUGGCGUUGGGUUCGGAUGGUGGAAGGGAUGGCGUUUGGGAUUAUACCCUUGGAUGUUUCACAUGUUACCGCCAUGGUGUAUGUAUACAUAUAAUGCAACAAUCCGUCGAGAGAACCGGCAUGGUUCUUCAAUCCUUUUCGCAGAUACAGGCGUGACUCACGGUCACAUACAGCGCAGGGGUAUCCAAACUCCAGCGAAAGUGCUCUUGAUUCCAACUCCUUGCAAUGCGCGCUCGUCUGAUUCAAAUCCUCUCAGCUCGUCUCGUAGUCUCUCCUGCCACAAGAGAGAUGCGCCCACCGCGGCACCGUAUCCUCCUCACCGUCCUCACUGCU
Messenger RNA from Paraphaeosphaeria sporulosa, 1042 nucleotides. RefSeq lists its product as uncharacterized. The record is from RefSeq and is a predicted model, not a curated record. The transcript has 2 exons. NCBI's taxonomy places the organism in Eukaryota, Fungi, Ascomycota, Dothideomycetes, Pleosporales, Didymosphaeriaceae. The coding region runs from base 107 to 676 and encodes 189 amino acids.